UUUGAAAUGUAUGUUGCCCUGUGGUUGAUGCCUGCUUUACAAAGGGUCGAAAAGCAAAACAUCAUCCCACGCUGGAGAUGCUCCUCUCCUGGUGUACCAGGAUUGGGUUGGAAAGAAAAGAAGGAAAGCCCAUUCGAAUCCCCUUUCAUUCUGGAUUGGUGGAUCUGAAGCGCAGAAACAAAGUUUCAGCAUUUGUUCUGUUGUAGCGAACGCAUACUUUGAUCUUCAGGAGCAGAGCGGGACUGCAUUGUUGAUCACGCUUCUGUGAAUUCAUUGCCCUAUGUAGAAGAACUGCGUGUGUUCUGUGCCAAGGUCUUUGUGGCUAGGCUGCUCCAACCUGGUAGAGAGCAUGUGCGCACUGAGAUGCCUGCAGAGCAUGCCCAGUGUCAGAUGUCUCCAGAACACGUCAGUGAUGGAGGAUCAGAAUGAAGAUGAGUCUCCAAAGAAAAAUACCCUAUGGCAGAUAAGUAAUGGAACUUCAUCUGUGAUUGUCUCAAGAAAAAGACCAUCAGAAGGAAACUACGAAAAGGAAAAAGACUUGUGUAUUAAAUAUUUUGACCAGUGGUCUGAAUCAGAUCAAGUUGAAUUUGUGGAACAUCUUAUUUCACGAAUGUGUCACUAUCAGCAUGGACAUAUUAACUCUUACUUGAAGCCCAUGUUACAACGGGACUUCAUCACUGCGUUACCAGAGCAAGGCUUAGAUCACAUAGCAGAAAACAUCCUUUCCUAUCUUGAUGCCAGAUCACUCUGUGCAGCAGAGCUGGUAUGUAAGGAGUGGCAGAGAGUCAUCUCUGAGGGAAUGCUAUGGAAAAAAUUGAUUGAAAGAAUGGUACGCACAGAUCCGCUGUGGAAGGGACUGUCAGAAAGAAGGUGUUGGGAUCAGUACCUGUUUAAAAACAGACCAACAGAUGGCCCCCCAAAUUCGUUUUACAGGUCCUUAUACCCAAAGAUAAUACAGGACAUAGAGACUAUAGAAUCUAACUGGCGAUGUGGGAGACAUAAUUUGCAAAGGAUCCAGUGCCGUUCUGAGAAUAGCAAAGGUGUCUACUGUUUACAGUAUGAUGAUGAAAAGAUAAUCAGUGGCCUACGAGAUAACUCCAUUAAGAUUUGGGACAAAACAAGCUUGGAAUGUUUGAAAGUAUUAACAGGACAUACUGGCUCAGUUCUCUGUCUGCAGUAUGAUGAAAGGGUCAUUGUAACUGGAUCUUCAGAUUCUACAGUGAGAGUUUGGGAUGUAAAUACAGGUGAAGUUCUGAACACGUUGAUUCAUCACAAUGAAGCAGUGCUUCAUUUGAGGUUCAGUAACGGCUUAAUGGUGACAUGCUCCAAAGACAGAUCUAUUGCUGUCUGGGAUAUGGCAUCACCUACUGACAUCACCCUGCGCCGUGUCUUGGUUGGCCAUCGUGCUGCUGUUAACGUGGUAGACUUUGAUGACAAGUAUAUUGUGUCAGCAUCAGGUGACAGGACCAUUAAAGUCUGGAGUACAAGUACGUGCGAGUUUGUUCGUACUCUCAAUGGGCACAAGCGUGGCAUUGCCUGCCUGCAGUACAGGGAUCGACUAGUUGUCAGUGGAUCUUCUGACAACACCAUUAGGCUAUGGGACAUUGAAUGUGGUGCCUGUUUAAGAGUAUUAGAAGGCCAUGAAGAACUGGUCCGAUGCAUCAGGUUCGACAACAAGAGGAUUGUUAGUGGAGCCUAUGAUGGCAAAAUUAAAGUUUGGGACUUGCAAGCUGCUCUUGACCCUCGUGCCCCAGCAAGUACAUUAUGCUUGCGUACGUUAGUGGAACAUUCAGGACGUGUCUUUAGGCUCCAGUUUGAUGAAUUUCAGAUCAUUAGUAGUUCCCAUGACGAUACAAUUCUGAUUUGGGAUUUCUUAAAUGUGCCACCCAGUGCCCCAAACGAGACCCGCUCUCCAUCUAGAACAUACACUUACAUCUCCAGAUAACAGUCUGCACUUUACUACCCUCAGAAGGGUUUCACAGUCUUGAACUACUGGAUUUUGGCUCCUACAUGCCUGAAGAUGUUGAUCGACAGCUAAAGUCAGAAUUGGUUCUAGAUGCUGUGUAGAUGCAAAGCAGCACAAUUCUAUAUCUAAAUUUCUUAAUCUUUCCUGCUCUCAGUGGUCGUCUUUGAAUUUACUACAAAUUCACUGACUUCGAGUAGAUGAAUUUCAGAAGCCUGCCCUCCCCUGCAGUGAGAAAUCCAAAGCUUCACAUGUAUAUUGUCCGUAGAACCUGAACUCAGAUGGCUUGUUUUUUCAGAAAUAAAUCAGACGUCAAGAAAGGACUUGGCCUAAUUUAUAUUGCUUUGCACUUUUGUCUGACUUCAAAGAAAAAACAUUCUCCAAUGAAAUUUGGGUGCCAAACACAUACCCAGAAUGUACAGAGCUUUGCUUUCCAAGUCAUCAUUGUCCUUUAGGCUUUGCUCUUACGACAGAUUCAGAGCCUGUUUUGUUUGAUAGGAGUGUACGUUGGACUCUUAGAAAUAUUUCUGAAUUGCUCAGUAAUAUUUUUGGAUUACAGUUUACUUGUUUCUGCACCAAUAAUUUCUUUUAAAUUAAAGAUUACCUGUAAUUCAGGCUAGGUUAUCUAAACUAGUUGUAUAGCACUGUCUUUUCCUUUUAACUGUGCUCUGUACGACAGCCGUCCUGCGCUUCCUAAUGUUUGGUAUAGUAAAACCUUUCCGUGUGUGCUUGCCUCAUUUCAGAUACUGUAUAAGCAUGUAGAUACGAUGUACAUAACAGUGUAACCUCCAGGUGCUAGGAGUCAGGAUUUCCUGACACUACACACUAACGCAAGCUGUGGUAGCACUUGGCAGCAGGAUGUUCUGACUACUGGCACUGUAGGGGAUAAUAUGAAUUAUCUAGAAAUUUUCUCUGCAAAAGGAGGUUUUCAGUAUUCAUUAGGAUUUUUUUAAUGGGAACUACAUAUUUUAAAAUGUAAUUUCUAAACUUUUUAAAAAUUAAAAAAAAAAAAAAAGGUUAAUUUAUGUUCUGUAUCUUAUAUUUUGUGCUGCAGUAUUGACAGUUGUCUUUCUUUUACCACCAGUAGGUUGUCACAGUCGCCUGCUGACGUCCUUUAGCAUUAGUUUGGCUGCUCAGUGGAGGAAGUGCCAUGGGCCGAAGUGAAAUUUAUUUAUGUUUGAUUUGUUACCCUUCCUCGUGGUGGAGUGGAGGUCCCUUCAGGUCAAUGCUCUGAUCGCCGUGCAGGUUUCCCUACCUGUAGCUCUCAGCUGUAACCAUAAUGCGGUGUCCUGGUCAUGGUUUCUCUUUGUUAGCAUGCUUUUAUUUGGAAUCUCAGUAGGGUUUUCUUUUGUGUUGUCAUGGUCUCCCCUCUAAUUUAUGUGGUCACAAACGCUACUGCAUUUCUCUUAUGUUGGAGUAAGCCGUGGACAGAUGCAAACGUGAAUAUCGUACCUUCGUCAGCCAUGUGUGACUGUGCCUGCUGGUGGCUUUUCUUCAGUGCUUCAGCCAGCGUGGAACGCGCCCGUUUUCCUGGGGAAGAUACGUGCUGGCACAGAGAUGGGUCACCACGGAUUGAGGCGUCGUUUGUGUCCCCUGGCAGCACUUUGUUGGAGCUUCGUGCCAUCAGGAAGGCAGAGGGCUGUCAGAUUGCUGAGGGGCUGAUCCCGAGUGCAGGGAGCGUCACUGUGUGUCAAACGAGUUCGGAGAAGGCGUGCGUCGAGACGUUGCCGAGGUGGCCCAGCAGUGCAUCCUAAGGUUUUCUCCUCCCCACACUGAGAGAGGUGUUGGGAUCAGUGCUCAACUCCCAUUCGCGUGUUACGGCAACGUCUUUACUUCAUCAAGGUGACCAAACGUGGUGAAGUACAGAAGAUGAACAACGUGCUCCUGGUUGUCCAUAAGAUCCCUGGUUGGGAGACGUGGCAGUACUGUGUGAAGGUACCUUACUUCCCCUUCUCAUCUAAUAGCUUUAACAUCAAAUGGUCUAAAAUCUGCUGCAGUGCUGAGAAAAAAACAGACAAACAAACACCAAACAUAAUUGUUUCUGAAGAAUGGAGUCCUUUUCUAAAUGCAUGUGUAAGAUUUAAAUUCCUGCUUUUUCCUGGGGAGAUGAUGGUAUUUGAACAUGCGGUCCGAACUUCUUUGUGCUUUGUGUAACAUAGCAGUGGACUUUUGUGAUUGGCACCCAAGGAACUCGACUCCUGGGAUUCAUGGUAGUGAUCCUGGCUGCACUCUGGACUUUGAUUUGCUAACAUAAUUGAGCAACUGUACAUUACUGCUAUAUUAAUGUUUCAAAGCACUGGGAUAGUCUAAUUCUAACUUGUAAUUAUGUUUGCCAAUUACCUGUUUGGAAAGUUGGUGUAUGAACAGCUUAUUGAAACUGUUAAAUUGUACAGAUAUCGUUCAUGAUCUAAAGCUUUGUACUGUGGAAUGUGCUUAAUAAAAAAAAAGUUUGAACUUAA
This is a messenger RNA of Lagopus leucura (white-tailed ptarmigan), 4422 nucleotides long. It is a transcript of the gene FBXW11, whose product is annotated as F-box and WD repeat domain containing 11. The record is from RefSeq and is a predicted model, not a curated record. Gene Ontology annotation, molecular function: protein dimerization activity. NCBI's taxonomy places the organism in Eukaryota, Metazoa, Chordata, Aves, Galliformes, Phasianidae. The transcript has 16 exons. Bases 350 to 1945 code for a protein of 531 amino acids.